AUGGUGUUCAGUAGUAUAUUCAUUGCCUUUAAGGCUUCAAUAGAUGGGUUAAAUGCUGGCUGCAGAAGCUUAAUUGGAGUGGAUGGAGCUCAUCUCAAGGGCAAUUAUGGUGGGGUGUUAUUGUCUGCAAUUGCCAUUGAUGGAAAUAAUGAGUUAUUUCCUGUAGCAUGGGCAAUAGUGGGAGCUGAAGAUGCUGACAGCUGGAAGUUCUUUCUAUAUCACUUGAAGAGUGCUCUAGAACCAAGUGGCAGAGGUGAUAAUUGGUGCAUAAUUAGUGACAGACAAAAGGGUAUUGAUCCUGCCAUUAGUGACAUAUGGCCCAAAGUAGGCAGAAGAUACUGCUGCAAGCACUUGGUCAAGAACUUCAAGAAGAAAUUUCCUGGUUUGCUGAUGUUCCAAUUAUUUUGGAAGGCUGCUGGAGCAUUCAAUCCAUUCACCUUUAAGAAGGCAAUGAAAGCAUUGCAGAAGGCAAAUCCAUUAGCACUUGUUUGGCUGGCAGAGCUUGGACCACAAUCAAGAUGGUCAAAGCAUGCUUUCAAUCCAGAAGUCAAGUGUGAUACAAAUAAGUCAAACUUUGUAGAAAGCUUUAAUUCUACCCUAGGCAUUGAUAGAUGCAGACCAGUCCUGACUCUGUUAGAAGGUAUUAGAAGAGUGACAAAGGUGAGAAUGGCCACCAGAAGGGAGGCAUGUGAGAACUGGAGGGAUGAUGUGUGUCCUAAUAUCAUGAAAAGGAUGCAUGUUAUUAGCCAUGAAUUAAGGACAUGCAAGAGUUUGAAGUUUGGAGAUGGUGAAUUUGAAAUACUUGAUGGAAGAUCUAUGCUUCCAGUGAACCUAAGAGAGAAGACAUGUGUAUGUAAUGCUUGGAAACUUAUUAGAUUGCCUUGUAAACAUGCCAUGAGAGCCAUUUUGCACUCAAAUGAAGACCCUAGGUUCUACAUAAGUGAGUGGUAUUCUGUCACAAGGUAUAAAUUGGCUUAUGCCAACUCUAUCAAGGCCAUACCAGAUGUGGAUCAGUGGCCUAACAGUCCUUAUCCAGAGAUUGGCCCACCAACUAUGAAAAGAGGAAUAGGGAGACCUGCAAGGAAUAGGAGGAGGGAAGAGGGCGAGCAAGCCAAAGGGAAGAGGUCCAGAACUGUCAAGUGCAGCAAAUGCCAACAGUUUGGCCAUAAUGCACAAACUUGCCAAGGUGGCUUGACUGGUAAACAAAAGGUGGCCCUAGGUGAAAGCUCUGCAAGUCAGACCAACAAAAAACAAACAACAAGGAAGGGAAAAGGGGCAUCUAUGAGCCAACCUGAACCAACAACAGUGGCAUCAGAACCAUUGAGAGUUUCACCAAGGAAACAGAGAGCAAAGGGUCCUAUCUCAGCAUCACAGCCAUUAAGAGUCUCACCUAGGUCUAAGAGAGCUAAAGGAGGGGUCUCAGCUUCACAGCCUGCAUGA
Messenger RNA from Chenopodium quinoa (quinoa), 1440 nucleotides. RefSeq lists its product as uncharacterized. The transcript is spliced from 3 exons. Gene Ontology annotation, molecular function: zinc ion binding. The coding region runs from base 1 to 1440 and encodes 479 amino acids. The record is from RefSeq and is a predicted model, not a curated record. Lineage: Eukaryota; Viridiplantae; Streptophyta; Magnoliopsida; Caryophyllales; Amaranthaceae.